This is a messenger RNA of Debaryomyces fabryi, 258 nucleotides long. RefSeq lists its product as uncharacterized. The coding region runs from base 1 to 258 and encodes 85 amino acids. The record is from RefSeq and is a predicted model, not a curated record. The transcript has a single exon. Lineage: Eukaryota; Fungi; Ascomycota; Pichiomycetes; Serinales; Debaryomycetaceae.
AUGGGUAGAUUCAGUGAUUUAAAGAACAAAUUGGCCGACGCAAGAGAUACGGUCCACAUUAAGUUACUUGAAGCACAGCUCGACAGAAAAGAAAAACAGGCAGAAAAGUUCGAGAAAACUAAACAAGACUUUCUCGCAGAACUGGCUAGGCUAGCACAAAAAAGUGGACAACCAGCUACAGUUUUUGAAGAAGGCAAAUGGUAUACAUUAUAUCCUGAUGGGCGGAAGGAGCCAAUGGGCGGUGAAAGUUCUGGUUAA